Choloepus didactylus (southern two-toed sloth) is the source of this 1430-nucleotide messenger RNA. It is a transcript of the gene TFAP2B, whose product is annotated as transcription factor AP-2 beta. The coding region runs from base 1 to 1383 and encodes 460 amino acids. Lineage: Eukaryota; Metazoa; Chordata; Mammalia; Pilosa; Megalonychidae. The record is from RefSeq and is a predicted model, not a curated record. Gene Ontology annotation, molecular function: RNA polymerase II transcription regulatory region sequence-specific DNA binding; DNA-binding transcription factor activity, RNA polymerase II-specific. The transcript has 7 exons. Gene Ontology annotation, cellular component: nucleus. Gene Ontology annotation, biological process: regulation of transcription by RNA polymerase II; anatomical structure development; regulation of cell population proliferation.
AUGCACUCACCUCCUAGAGACCAGGCUGCCAUCAUGCUCUGGAAGCUCGUGGAGAAUGUCAAGUACGAAGAUAUCUAUGAGGACCGGCACGAUGGCGUCCCGAGCCACAGCUCGCGGCUCUCCCAGUUGGGCUCGGUGUCCCAAGGACCCUACUCGAGCGCCCCGCCGCUGUCCCACACCCCGUCGUCGGACUUCCAGCCGCCCUACUUCCCGCCCCCCUACCAGCCGCUCCCCUACCACCAGAGCCAGGACCCUUACUCCCAUGUCAACGACCCCUACUCUCUAAACCCACUGCACCAACCCCAGCAGCACCCCUGGGGGCAACGACAGCGGCAAGAAGUGGGCUCGGAAGCCGGCUCUCUCCUGCCCCAGCCUCGGGCCGCCUUGCCGCAGCUCUCGGGCCUCGACCCGCGGAGGGACUACCACUCGGUCCGCCGGCCGGACGUGCUGCUGCAUUCGGCGCACCACGGCCUGGACGCGGGCAUGGCUGACAGCCUCUCACUGCACGGCCUCGGCCACCCUGGCAUGGAAGACGUCCAGUCAGUUGAAGAUGCCAAUAACAGCGGCAUGAAUCUAUUGGACCAGUCCGUCAUAAAAAAAGUUCCGGUUCCUCCAAAAUCUGUGACUUCUCUGAUGAUGAAUAAAGAUGGCUUCCUGGGAGGCAUGUCCGUCAACACCGGCGAAGUGUUUUGCUCGGUCCCGGGCCGCUUGUCUCUUCUCAGUUCAACUUCCAAAUACAAAGUAACUGUGGGGGAAGUUCAGAGACGGCUCUCGCCCCCCGAAUGUCUCAAUGCGUCUCUCCUCGGCGGCGUCCUCAGAAGAGCCAAAUCGAAAAAUGGGGGGAGAUCUUUGCGAGAAAGGCUAGAAAAAAUCGGUUUGAAUUUACCUGCGGGCAGGCGCAAAGCGGCAAAUGUCACGUUACUCACCUCCCUGGUGGAAGGAGAAGCUGUUCAUUUAGCUCGGGAUUUUGGGUACAUUUGCGAAACGGAAUUUCCCGCCAAAGCUGUUUCUGAGUAUCUGAACCGGCAGCACACGGACCCCAGCGACCUGCACUCCCGAAAGAAUAUGCUGCUGGCCACCAAGCAACUUUGUAAAGAAUUUACGGAUCUGCUGGCGCAGGACCGGACACCGAUCGGCAACAGUCGGCCCAGCCCCAUCCUGGAGCCAGGGAUCCAGAGCUGCCUCACGCACUUCAGUCUCAUCACGCACGGCUUCGGCGCCCCAGCCAUUUGUGCCGCGCUCACUGCCCUGCAGAACUAUCUCACCGAGGCGCUCAAAGGCAUGGACAAGAUGUUCUUGAACAACACCACCACUAACAGGCACACGUCUGGGGAAGGCCCAGGUAGUAAAACUGGCGACAAGGAGGAGAAACACAGGAAAUGAAAAAAUUAAAUAAAAAAAGAAGGAAAAAUGUUUUAAAUACAAAAAGA